This is a messenger RNA of Eutrema salsugineum, 417 nucleotides long. Its product is annotated as iron-sulfur cluster assembly protein 2. Gene Ontology annotation, cellular component: mitochondrial matrix; cytoplasm. The record is from RefSeq and is a predicted model, not a curated record. Gene Ontology annotation, molecular function: ferrous iron binding; 2 iron, 2 sulfur cluster binding. Gene Ontology annotation, biological process: intracellular iron ion homeostasis; iron-sulfur cluster assembly. Lineage: Eukaryota; Viridiplantae; Streptophyta; Magnoliopsida; Brassicales; Brassicaceae.
AUGUACCACGAGAAUGUGAUAGACCACUUUGAAAACCCUAGGAACGUCGGGUCCUUGAACAGGGACGACCUUAACGUUGGCACAUGAUUGGUUGGGUCUCCUUCCUGCGGUGAUCUGAUGAGCCUCCAAAUUAAGGUCGAUGAUUCCGGUCAGAUCACUGACACUCGAUUCAAGACCUUUGGCUGUGGCGCUGCUAUCGCCUCUUCUUCCCUCGCUUCUGAAUGGAUCAAGGGCAAAACGAUUGAGGAAGUUUUGACCAUUAAGAACGCGGAAAUAGCAAAGCAUCUUCGGUUGCCACCCGUCAAGCUGCAUUGCAGUAUGCUUGCGGAGGACGCCAUCAAAUCCGCCGUCAAAAACUUAAAGGAGAAGCCAAAGGCUAGUAGUACUGCUGCAGCAGGAGAAACCGCCGUGGCCUGA